This is a messenger RNA of Carassius gibelio (silver crucian carp), 692 nucleotides long. RefSeq names its product protein PET100 homolog, mitochondrial. Lineage: Eukaryota; Metazoa; Chordata; Actinopteri; Cypriniformes; Cyprinidae. Gene Ontology annotation, cellular component: mitochondrion; mitochondrial inner membrane. The record is from RefSeq and is a predicted model, not a curated record. The transcript has 4 exons. Gene Ontology annotation, biological process: mitochondrial respiratory chain complex IV assembly. Bases 132 to 368 code for a protein of 78 amino acids.
AAAUCACACGCGCGCGUACAAAGUAGUAUUUUCAAUGUAGGUUAAAAUACGGCUGUGACUGUGCGACUUUUAUUUUGACAUCUUUUACAUAACAGGAAGUGCCUGACUGCGUGACUGUCAAGCUGUAGGACAUGGGGGUUAAAAUAGAGGUUUUUAGGAUGAUGGUGUAUCUGUCGUUUCCAGUGGCGAUGUUUUGGAUAUCAAACCAGGCGGAAUAUUUUGAGGAAUACAUCGUGAAGCGAAAGAGGGAAAUCUUCCCACCUGAUGAGAAAAUGCAUAGGCAGGAGCUGGAGGAUUUCAAGGAGCGCAUGAGAAAGCGAAGGGAGCAGAGGAUGCUGAAACAGAUGGGCAUGCAGUCUGAGGAAUGACUCCAAAACCGCAGCACUUCUUAUGCAUCAUAAUGUGACCUUGGGAUCAAGCUUUCCUGUGUUACAUGGAAAGACUAUAAUGCCUUUUCCAAAGUCUCAAACCAAAUAGUGGGAAACAUAAGACUAUUGUUUAUGGGCAUAAUUUAAGAAAUGGGUGGGGAAAAUGUAUAUUUUUGUAAAUAUAUAUGUUUCAUUGCCUUUGAAAGUUCGCAAUCGAAUGGUUUGAUUUUAUUGUGUGUAAUCUGAAUUUCUUCAUAGUUGUGAAAACACUGCAUUUUGUUGUUGCUGUUUUUUAUUGAAAAUAAAUAAAUGAAUUGUAUUAUA